GUGAAGCUGCGAGUCACCGAGGGCUGGGAUGAAGAAGGCUAUCACGCACCGAAUUCGCUUCAUUACGAAGGAAGAGCUGUGGAUAUCGCAACUUCCGAUCGUGACAGGUAA
Molecule: messenger RNA, 111 nt
Organism: Notodromas monacha
Lineage: Eukaryota; Metazoa; Arthropoda; Ostracoda; Podocopida; Cyprididae
Source: the annotation of a GenBank genome assembly